AGAAUUUGGUUAGCACAAACACGGCGUAUGAGGCAUAUAAGUAAAAUAACAUUUGCUAUACUUGUUGCAUUACCUCGAGAUUUCCAACGAACCAUCCCGAUCACCACUACCAUUGCUUCAGUGCUGAGCCGGCAAACAGCUCUAAACUCGUCCCUGUCUACUUGUUGUCGUAGGUUAGUUUUUCGCCCCAGUUUUCUGCAAUGGAUAAGGCGAAGAGUGGAGGAAGUAAGAGCGAAGGCGCUGCUGGUGGUGUUGCAGAAGAUCAAAUUGAAGACUUGGAAGGUAGCGAGCUAGGAACUAAAGAGCAUUGGGAAAAAGCUUAUCAGAAUGAAUUGGAAAAUUAUAAUCGCCACGGGAUCAUAGGUGAUAUUUGGUUUGGCGAUGACAUUAUGAUGAAAAUUGUUAGACAUAUCGUGGACGAAACUUUAGAAGUUACGGAGCAGUCUUCGAUAUGCGACAUUGGUUGUGGCAACGGUUCGCUGAUGCUGGAAUUUGCGAGAGAAGGUUAUACAAAAUUAACUGGUUUGGAUUAUUCUGAGAAUGCUCUAAAAAUGGCGAAGGCGCUUUUAACUGGCGAAAACUUUACUGCAACGUUCAAGACGUUCGAUUUAUUGAAAGAGUACGAAGAAUCAGAAGUCACUGCUUUUGACGUCUGUCUGGAUAAGGGGACGUUCGAUGCCAUAUCACUGUGUCCAAAUAUUUCUGCGGUGGAAGGGAGGAAGAGGUACUUUAAUAACAUGCUAAAAUUGCUAAAGGAUAAUGGAAUCUUUGUGUUGGCCUCUUGUAACUGGACUUCCAAAGAGUUGGUCACUUUCGCCAAGGACCUCUUUGAUUUUACGGGAAUCAUUCCAACCCAAGAAUUUAAAUUUGGGGGCAAAUCUGGAUCUGUGGUCAGUAUCAUAAUUUUACGAAAAAAGAGGAUGUUCUAGUAAAUUGAAAAAUUGGAAUGUGACUAUAAUUCAUUAUCUAUAAAUAAUUUCGGUAUGAACGAGAUUAUAUUUUUCAACUAAUUCUUGUAUUUAAUAAGUUUAUAAUAUACUGCUUUGUUGUGGAUUAUAAUCAAUAAGAUGUAAUACAGAAAGCAUUAUGCAAAA
Folsomia candida is the source of this 1094-nucleotide messenger RNA. Its product is annotated as EEF1A lysine methyltransferase 2. The record is from RefSeq and is a predicted model, not a curated record. Gene Ontology annotation, molecular function: protein-lysine N-methyltransferase activity. NCBI's taxonomy places the organism in Eukaryota, Metazoa, Arthropoda, Collembola, Entomobryomorpha, Isotomidae. The transcript has 7 exons. Bases 201 to 929 code for a protein of 242 amino acids. Gene Ontology annotation, cellular component: cytoplasm. Gene Ontology annotation, biological process: peptidyl-lysine monomethylation; peptidyl-lysine dimethylation.